GGCCAAUAAAGUCCGAGAUACUGUAGACCUGCAGGUAGAUUGCAAUUUAUCCGUUUAUGCGCCUUGGUCACCAGAUUUGGUAUGAACCAUAUGAUUUGCAGGUCGAGCUGGUAAACUGGUAAAUUGGUGAAUUGCUCAAUUGGUAACCUCGAUUUCAUCUGCUUCGCUAGUUGAAGAUAUUGCCCGUUCCUUAUCUCGUUUGUAUUUAUACGAACUGUCUUUGUCGGAUCGAGGCUGGCGUUCGAACCAGAUAGGCCGUUAUCAUUUUUCGUAUUUUCGUCACUUCGAGAUCAGGGAUCCGAUAGCCAUGUCUUCAACAACGGUACAGGAGGAUGCACCUCAUACGAUCACCCUCACCAAUGGCAAGACCUUCACGUUCAACUCGAAUGCUUCAACCACGGAUGAACAAAUUCCUGUCAUCGAUGUAUCUCGAAUGUAUAGCGAGAAAUUCGAGGAUCGACAAGCGGUAGCCGAAGAGAUUCGUGAAGCAGCCCAUGUAAUCGGCUUUCUCUCGAUAGUCAACCAUGGGGUGGACAUGAAACUGGCCGAAGGCGUGAUGGAACAAGCGAAAUCCUUCUUUGCACUUCCCAAUGACAAGAAAAUGAAAGUCUGCACAGACCUGGUGCCGGAUGAAUAUUGCGGAUAUCAUCCGAUGCACGCAUAUAACCCAUCUGGCUUGCGUGAGAGGGAUUUGUACGAAGCCUACAACUGGAAUUACAAUGCGGCAAAUGACCCUGAAUAUCCCGAUGAUUCUAUUCCGGAGAUCAACAUUUGGCCAGACGACCGACCGGAAUUCAGGAAGACGCUUUGUGCAUAUCAGAGUGAGAUGAUCCGCUUCGCUCGACGGCUGACGAGAAUGUUUGCGCUUGCUCUCCAUCUGCCGGAGGACUCAUUCGACAUCGCGGUCCAAAGGCCCGAGGCAGGAGCCAGAAUUUUGCAUUACCCUCAACAAGAGGCCUCCCGUGAUGAUCAAAACGGCAUAGGAGCGCAUACCGACGUGGAGUACUUCACGAUCAUCACAGCCGAUACUGAAGGACUAGAAGUGCUGAGCAAGUCUGGCCAGUGGAUCAAGGUCAAACCCAUGGCCGGUUCGUUCAUCGUCAACAUUGCAGAUUGUUUCAUGCGUCAAACGAAUGACUUCUUCGUGAGCACGGUGCAUCGUGUCAUCAAUGAGAGUGGGCGAGAGAGGUAUUCAGUUCCCUUUUUCUGGGGAUUCAACAGGCAAACUGUCAUCGAUCCUAUACCCACAUGUGUUAGCAAAGAGAACCCCAACAAGUAUCCCGUGAUGACCGCAGGAGAAUACUAUCUGUGGAGAACAAGGAGGCAAAAAACGAUGUGGAAGACUGGGGAAAACCAGUCAAAAGUGAAUGUGGUGUAAGUAAAAGCAUGUAUCCUUAGG
Molecule: messenger RNA, 1399 nt
Organism: Exophiala viscosa
Lineage: Eukaryota; Fungi; Ascomycota; Eurotiomycetes; Chaetothyriales; Herpotrichiellaceae
Product: putative gibberellin 3-beta hydroxylase
Exons: 3
Coding region: 308-1378 (356 amino acids)
Molecular function (GO): 2-oxoglutarate-dependent dioxygenase activity
Source: RefSeq, a predicted model, not a curated record